Messenger RNA from Carassius carassius (crucian carp), 2212 nucleotides. It is a transcript of the gene gpr19, whose product is annotated as G protein-coupled receptor 19. Gene Ontology annotation, cellular component: plasma membrane. Gene Ontology annotation, biological process: G protein-coupled receptor signaling pathway. Bases 214 to 1476 code for a protein of 420 amino acids. NCBI's taxonomy places the organism in Eukaryota, Metazoa, Chordata, Actinopteri, Cypriniformes, Cyprinidae. Gene Ontology annotation, molecular function: G protein-coupled receptor activity. The transcript is spliced from 2 exons. The record is from RefSeq and is a predicted model, not a curated record.
CCCGCGGAAUUGCUCGUCUCGAGUGAUGCGACUGGAUGCUGUGAAUCUGAUGUAAAGAAAAUAUAAAUAUACACUAAUUAAGAUGAUGAGAAUCGACGCGGAUUCAUGAUGAGGGAAAGAAACGAUCCGAGGAGGAGAAGAAGAAGCGCGUUGAUGUGAAGAGAAGAAACCUGACAGAAACACGACGACUUUGAUCUGACACAAAGAGGGCAAAUGGUGUACUUCCUGUCCGCGGGGGGGAUAAAGCCCUCGUUCCACUCCGCCGUCCUCUUCAACCCCGCCAUCAACUACUCCGACAGGAAUGAUUCCUCCACACCGACACCCAUCGUCUGCCGUCUGGACGACUCCUCGCCUACUCCCUUCCCGCAGAGCAAUGUCUCGCUGACGUCGUACGACCUUUCACCGGCAGAGGUCACGAUCCUCGGCCUCGUGUUCGGGGUGUUCUGGGUAAUAUCGGUGCUGGGGAACUCGCUGGUGUGUUUGGUGAUCCAUCGGAGCCGGAGAACCCAGUCAACCACUAACUAUUUUGUCGUGUCUAUGGCAUGUGCGGAUCUGCUGUUGAGCCUAGCCUGCGCACCGCUAGUUCUCCUGCAGGUUUCUACCGGUCACUGGCCUCUGACCGCGGCCGCGUGCAAAGCUGUACGAUACUUGCAGCAUCUGUGCCCCAGCGUCCAGGUCUACGUGCUUCUGUCCAUCUGCGUGGAUCGCUUCUACACCAUCGUGUAUCCGUUGAGUUUUAAAGUGUCGCGUGAGAAAGCCAAACGAAUGAUUCUGGCGUCUUGGCUCUUUGACGCCGCGUUAAUAUCGCCGUCUUUGUUAUUCUACGGAUCAUCAGCAUCGCAAAACCACUGCGAAUUCUUUCUGGCGGACAGCUGGGACGGGUUGGCGUACGCCAUCGCGCAUCUUCUCUUUGGUUUCUUGGUGCCGGCACUGCUAAUCGUGUCCUUCUACCAGCGGGUGGUGCGCUACAUCUGGAGGAUUAGCGCUGACGGGCGAACGGUGCGCAGGACCAUGAACAUCGUCCCCAGGACUAAAGUUAAAACCAUUAAGAUGUUCCUGAUGCUCAACGCUGUGUUUCUCCUCACCUGGACGCCGUUUUACGUUGCACAGCUUUGGCACCCGAAGGAAACGGCGGGCCCGAGCAGACAGUCGGCGCUGUUUUUCAUAACCGUGGCCUGGAUCUCCUUCAGCUCCACGGCGUCCAAACCCACGCUGUACUCCGUGUACAACGCCAACUUCAGACGCGGCAUGCGCGAGACGUUCUGCAUGUCAUCUAUGAAGUGUUACCGUAGUAACGCAUACACCAUCACCGCCAGCUCGCGGAUCGCUAAAAAGAACUACGUGGGUGUCAUCGAUCUGCCCCCGCCGGCAAAGAUGCUCAUCAAAGACUCGGUUUAUGAUACUUUUGACCGCGAAGCAAAGGAGAAGAAGUUAGCAUGGCCUAUUAGCUCUAACCCACCCAACACGUUUGUAUAAAGGCUCAGAAAUGUAUAACGUUAAAGAGAUAGCUUGCACAAAAAUUACGAAACUGUCAUCAUUUACUCAACCUCAAGUCGUUUCAAUCCUGUAUGAGUUGAUUUCUUAGGGGCCAUUCACACAGAAGGUGUUUUUUUCAUUGCUUUAGGCUACUUUUUCCUUGUUUUUAAACACAUGCUAGAUGGACGUGCAUGACUCGUGUCUCGCACAUGAGCGCCGCGUUUUUAAUAUGCUGUGUAAAGUUACAAUAAUUUACAUUUUUACAUGCAGCACCCGCCGCUCAUAAAUGUCAGUUCCAAAACAGUGGACCAAUCAGAAGAGUGUGGAGGUGGGGCAAGCGUUUUAAGCUUUUGUUUACAGUAGCAAGUUGGCAUGGCAACUGUUUUAUUUGACUGCAACGUGACGGAAGAGGCAUCAAGUAAAAAACAUUCCUGAGCGCUCACGAUUUUAGACACAAAUAAACACGUUCUGUGGGAUAUUUUAAAGAAUGUUGGUAGCCAAACAGGUGAUGGGUCCCCAUUGACUUCCAUCAUGUUUUUUUCAUACUAUGGAAGUCAAUGGGUUCGAAUUAUUUGGUUACCAGCGUUCUUCAAAAUCUGUUCUUUUGUGUUCAACAGAAGAAACUCAUAAACAAUUGAAACGACUUUAGGAUGAGUAAACAAUGACAAAAUGCAAAUUUUUGGGUGAAUGUUUUCUUUAACUCAUUAUAAUGAUGUGUGAGUGAGUAAACAAUUAA